UCUUCAAUAACCAUCCAGUGUUAGAAAAUUAUGGAAACUAUUGCAUUUCAAACAGUUGGGCAAUGGUUUGGUUUUGUGAUGAAAUCCACACAAUGGAUUGCAAAAAAGGGGGGAAGCACAUGAAAAAAGAUCCAUCUGUUGGUGCUUGUUACAUAGAGGGAGAGAUAAAUCUAAAAAUAGUCGUUGGCAAAUGGCGGCAGAGCUGCUCGGCUAAAAUAGACGGUAGACAACUAGGCUAGAAGUCUUCGUUAUAGAGAAAAGAGGAAGCAUAUACCGGCCAUUGGAGAGGAGACUCAGUUGGGCAGAGCAAGUGGGCCCGUGAUCUUCUUGCGAGACACCACUAGUGUAUCGUGGAAAAUCUUUGGUAUCGACACCGCCUUCACAUACACAAGUUCCAAACUUCCACCUACCACCUCCUGUACCUCCUCUUUUCACCACCCUACACUCGUUAUUUCUUUUUCUUUAAAUGAUACAACAAUACUGUAGAAUUGCAUUACAGACCUCCUGGCCAGACAAAGGCGUGUCCAGUUUUGACGUAUCGUUAUACCAAUUUGGAUUUCGUUCGUUCAACUCUUAAAGGAGGAUCCGUUUCUCUUGAACCAAUUUUUGAAUCUUGUGUCACUGCAAUAGCCAGAACAAGUACGUGUGUUUCACUGGUUGCCACAGACGGAAACGAUUCCUGGUAAUUAAACGAUGGAUCUCUCGACGGAUGUCUGGGGGCAAUUGGCGUCGUUCAGAGGCACGCUGGAAGAACAGCACAACGCCAGAUCUAAAACGACGAUUGACAAGUUGCCGGAUAAAGUCGUGCUGCAAAUAUUUUCUUAUUUGAGCCAUCGUGAAAUUUGCCGUUUGGCUCGCACUUGCCGCAAAUGGCGUAUGAUCGCUUACGACCCAAGGCUGUGGAAAUCCGUCUCACUACGGCCGGAAAUGUCUGGUCUUCAUGUGAGCAGCCUCGAAGCUUUACUCGCGUUAAUCAGCAUUCGAUUUGGACCGUCCUUGCGCUAUAUCGAACUACCCAUUGAACUGAUUACGCACACAGUUCUAUACGAACUUGGAAGCAAAUGCCCAAAUCUUACCCACAUGUUGUUGGAUUUCAGUACAGCUAUGCAACUGCACGAUUUCAACGAGCUACAGGGUUUCCCGACCAAGUUACGCUACAUGUGCAUCUGUUUGAGCGAGGUCAUCUUCAUGGAGGGUUUCAUGCGCAAGAUCUAUUCGUUUAUCAAUGGACUUGAAAUACUCCAUCUAAUAGGAACCUAUGAAAAGAUCAGCGAAGAGGAAGAAGAAAUUUAUGAGGUCAUCAACAUACACAAAAUGAAGUCUGCCACUCCUAAUUUACGAGUUGUCAAUUUGUAUGGCAUCAAUUUUGUGGACGACAGUCACGUUGAAGCCUUCAGCUCUAAUUGCAUUCAGCUCGAAUGCUUGGCCGUUAAUUACUGCGCAAAAGUUACGGGUUCUUCGCUGCGGAUCUUGUUCCAACGAUGCCGUAAGAUGAGAUGUCUUUUAGCCCAGCAAACCGGAUUAUUGAGCGAGCAUGUGCAAGCCGUCGAGUGGGAAAAGACCCAACUCCAAGAAUUGGACAUUACCGGCACAGAUCUGACAUCAGAAUGUUUGACUGACCUGUUGACUCGAGUGCCCGCCCUUCGUUGGCUCAGCGCCGGACAGCAGGAUGGCUUCAACGAUAGCGUGUUGCGUGCAUUUGCUGAUAAAGGUAAUGCUCGCAGUUUAAUGGCAUUAGAUCUGGACCGUUGCGAAUCUCUCAGCGAGGAUGGCUUAUACAAGUUUCUUUUGAGAUUCGGCCCGCAACUGCGAGGAUUAGUACUUUCCGGAAUCCCUCACGUCACUGAUCAACUGUGGACUGGAACGUUGCCAUCCCUGCGACAAGUCAAGAUCCUUGUCAUGGGUAUGACGGAAGGUUGCUGCCCGAAAAUCAAUCAAAAAGUUUUAGUUGAUCAAUUGGUAGAUUGCAUUGCACAAAAUUGCUCUCAUCUGGAACGAUUAGAACUUCGGUGGGAUCCCGAAACUCUCCGUUACUCGGACAAAAGCCAAAAAGCUAUCGACACGUUGCGUGUUCGCUGUCUUCGCCUCAGGUGCCUCGUUUUGAGUGAUGGAAAGUACUACGAGACAGUCAAGGCAAAUUUCGAACGAGCUGAUCGUACGACGGUUGUGCGGACUACAACCAAUUGUCGCGUCUCCAACUGUUACUUGUCUUCUUUCUACCAAGAUUUGCUCUUCAAUUAAUUUUAAGUGGAAUAGGCCAAGACGGGAAAAAUUUUGGUUUUGUGUAUUAUUAUUAAUCGUUGAUGUGAGGGAUGUCAGGACAUCCUAAAAAAAAAGGGGAAAAGAAAAACUCAAUCUGAAAGAAUUAAAAGAAAAUUACUUUG
Messenger RNA from Daphnia magna, 2384 nucleotides. RefSeq names its product F-box/LRR-repeat protein 7 (gene FipoQ). Gene Ontology annotation, molecular function: protein binding. Gene Ontology annotation, biological process: positive regulation of protein ubiquitination; SCF-dependent proteasomal ubiquitin-dependent protein catabolic process. NCBI's taxonomy places the organism in Eukaryota, Metazoa, Arthropoda, Branchiopoda, Diplostraca, Daphniidae. The record is from RefSeq and is a predicted model, not a curated record. Gene Ontology annotation, cellular component: SCF ubiquitin ligase complex.